AGCUCGACGACGACAGCUCCUUCGGCUCAUUUCGGAGACGGCCAUUACUAACGGAGUCGAUGACUUUUCAUUACACGAUAAAAACACGUCGGGGCGUUAUUCAGAACUGCAGCCCCUUUGGAGAUAUUUAGGCUCCAGAUCCUGGCCUUUUUUUUUUUUUUUUUUUAAUUUUUUUUUUUUAAUUAAUUAAACCUCGGAAGCGAGCCCGGGCUGGAGUAGGAGGGCGCUAACACUACGCGGAGCUGAAUUUCAAAUUACGUAACAGCUCAGGCAGCCAUUACCGACCGGUUGUACGGUACUCUCGAGCAGGAAUACGUAAACCAUGAAGAACAUGAGGGAAAAGGAGCAGUUCCGCAAACUGUUUAUUGGCGGCUUAAGCUUUGAAACCACAGAAGAAAGCUUGAGGAGUUACUAUGAGCAAUGGGGAAAGCUUACAGACUGUGUGGUAAUGAGGGAUCCCGCAAGCAAAAGAUCAAGGGGGUUUGGUUUUGUAACGUUCUCUUCUAUGGCUGAAGUCGAUGCAGCUAUGGCUGCAAGACCUCACACGAUUGAUGGAAGGGUGGUUGAGCCUAAGAGAGCUGUGGCUAGAGAGGAAUCCGGAAAACCUGGUGCUCAUGUUACUGUGAAAAAAUUAUUUGUUGGUGGUAUUAAAGAGGACACUGAAGAGCACCACCUUCGUGACUACUUUGAGGAAUAUGGAAAAAUUGACACCAUUGAAAUCAUUACUGACAGACAGUCUGGUAAAAAGAGAGGGUUUGGAUUUGUUACAUUUGAUGACCAUGAUCCUGUGGAUAAAAUUGUAUUGCAGAAGUACCACACCAUCAAUGGCCAUAAUGCAGAAGUAAGGAAAGCUCUCUCUAGACAGGAAAUGCAGGAAGUUCAAAAUUCUAGGAGUGGGAGAGGAGGGAACUUCGGUUUUGGUGAUGCUCGCGGAGGUGGCGGCAACUUUGGUCCAGGACCUGGCAGCAAUUUCAGAGGGGGAGCUGAUGGAUAUGGAAGUGGCCGUGGAUUUGGUGAUGGAUAUAACGGAUAUGGCGGAGGACCUGGAGGUGGAAACUUUGGUGGUAGUCCUGGUUAUGGAGGAGGAAGAGGAGGCUAUGGUGGAGGAGGACCUGGAUAUGGAAACCAGGGUGGGGGCUAUGGAGGUGGUUAUGACAACUAUGGAGGAGGCAAUUAUGGAAGUGGAAACUAUAAUGAUUUUGGCAACUACAACCAACAACCUUCAAAUUACGGUCCGAUGAAGAGUGGAAAUUUUGGUGGCAGCAGGAACAUGGGGGGACCAUAUGGUGGAGGAAACUAUGGUCCAGGGGGCAGUGGAGGAAGUGGUGGAUAUGGAGGGAGGAGCCGUUACUGAGUUUCUUCAAGCAUGCCAUGGCUAUGAUAUGAACCCUGGACAAGCAUAGACUGCUGCCACUGUACACUGCUACAGUUGAACAAAUGAGACCUGCAAGUGUCCAUUAGUAAAGCUUUGCAAGGGUUCCAUCCCUGGUGUUGGUAGUUAAAAUGGUAGGUCACAAGUUAAUUAAAUCAUACAACUUUAUUUUUGCAUCCUGCAACAUUUUCUUUUUUCUUGGGAGUCUAUGCAUUAUGGUGGUUGCAAGGUAAUGCAAUGAAGGUAGUUCUGUGCUGUUGAAAAUGAACUAUGUUGUUACGUGUCUUGUCUGCUGUAAUCUAUUCUAUAUAACACAUUUCAUCCUGAAGGUUCCCAAGUAACUGUAGACUGUUUACGUGUAAGGAAAGUUGCACCACAGAAUACAUCUGCCUCUGUGAAGGAAUGUGUCGUCCAUUCUUUUAACAACUGCAUAAGCAGUUCUUUAGGAGGGGAAGUGAAACCUUCAAAUGAAACUGCAGGUGGUAUUUCAUAAGUGUACAAUGUAUUUAUGUAAAUUGGAAUUUGGCUAGAAUGUUGAGGUUUCCACCAUUUUUUAUAGUUCUUGCAGCUAACAAACCUUAGUGCCAAAUUUAUUCAGCCUUACUCUCACUGCAUUGAAUGUUUGCACCUCAAAUUGAUGGAAAUUUAUCAAGUAAUGAAUGAGUUACUCAGAGUAAGGGUGGUAUACUCUACUAGAUUUGGUUUUAAAAUAAAAAUCAACAAAACCUAUCCAAAAAAAAAGGCAACCAAAAAUGCCUUAAUUUCAAAGUUCAUAGCCUCUAAAAGGCUACCUACUGAAGAACGUGGACUCAGCUAACAAAAGUCCUGUUCCUUUUGUGUUAGACACACCAGUGAACUGCUUAUACUUUUUUUUAAAAAUGGCUGAAGUUCCCCUAUUGGUAAUUUGGUUUAGACAUAUGUGAUAAACAUCUUCAGAUACACUUUUUUUUUCUUUGGCAGGAAGGUGCCAUGCUGCAGGUAACUAAUGAAGAAGUGGUCAACCACAGAAACGCUUCAAGAAAUAAGAAAUUCUGUAUCAUCAGAAAAUAGUUGUUUUUGCUGCCUUCAUUAAAAAUCUAGAGGUUAAAUGAAUACUGAUAAAACAUCACAAUUAGUACAGCUCCCUGUAAUGAUGGGUUUUUUAAAUUAUAGUAAAAAUGUCUUGUAAACCUUUCGAAUAAAAUUCAGAUUCGUUAGGAGAAACAAAUCACUAAUGUUAAAAUAGCAAACAUUCUGUGAGUAGAAAGUUUAACUACAUAUAUUUAUAACUUUCAUAGCUUUAAAAUAAAAGUAUUUUUAUACCAAAAUAGUUCUAGUGUAAUGCUUAAUAAAAACUUAGUGCGUAUCUAACAUUAAAUAAUGUUUAUGUUUAGACCCUUUCAUGAUUUGAAACAUUCCAUUUUGAGGUGAAUUUAAAACAGAAUCAGUUUGACAAGUGUGUUCAUGGAACUUGUUUCUCUGACCUGGGCAUCUGUUCUCUUUUGGGAGAAACAGUGCUGCAAAUUUAAAGUGCUGAUGUCUUUGCUGUUGGACACAAGUGCUUAAAAGUAGCUUUUUUGACUGUGUUUUAUAUUACCUCAUACUUUCCAGUUAAUGAAACUACAACCUAAGUCAGUUUACCAGAUUGCAAUAGGACAAGGGCUUUAUCAUUUGCACUUUUAAAGAGCUUUUAGCGUGAAGACAGACAGACUGACUAGAAUGUAGAGUUCCUGCUGUACAAAACUGUAUUGCCCAUAGCUGCAUCUGGAAGAAAAAUACCAAAACAAAAAAUGCCAAACCAAACAAAACCACUAAAACAAACACUAAGUGUGAGCUUGGGAAAGCUUCAGUUGAGAGUGUAUUUAAGGGAAGGUGUCUUGAGGUUAUACUGUUUUAACCACUUAUCUUCAUGCAUGGUUUAUUCAAUACUUGAUAUUUAUAUCCUUUGGCAGAAUCAUUGUGUCUUUAACCUUUAUAAUACUGUUUAAAGAUUCACAUACAAUUUUUUUUUUCUGUUUCUUAAGUUAAACUUUGAAAUACUUGCAUAGGUAACCAGCAGGCUGCAACGGAAGCAGAAAACGAAGACGCACAAAUCCUGCUUUACUUUCUUCUUUCCAACAGAAUGACCAGAUCAUAAGGAAUUUGCCUUCUUUCCUAUAACUUAGAUGUAGUUGAUGGAAGUUUUUUCUUUACAGUUGCCAAGUCCACAUUCAUAUACAAUUUUUAAAAACUAACAAAACCACUUCAAAGGGCUCUAAUUAUUUUCUGUUUAAAGUACUGUUUCAGUAGUUUAGCAACACAGUUUCAAAUUCAGUUGAAUUGAGUGUGUUUUCCAUAAUGAGGAUGUUCUCAUUUUGAUCUCUUGGCAGUGGGGGAAGGGAGCACGUAGGGGGACAGCACUGUGCAAGAAUGAAGUUACUCGGGAUAUUUAAAGUCUUGAAAACCUGGUGUAUUUAAGUUUCCUGAUGUCCUGCUAUUGAACUUUCCUGACUUUUCUCUUUGUAUGGCCUUAAAAGUUAAGGCAUGUGACAGUCAACAACUGUUUACUAAUGAAUGUGGUAAGAGAAGUCCCAGUUUCGAAUCAACCUGAUACUGAAAGUUAGCAGCUUCAAAUAAAAGUGCUAUUGUGUGGUCAGUUACUGGUCAUCAGUUGGUAGACAAUGGAUUCUUUCUAUCAAGUGGGAUAUUUCACUACAGACAUUGUCUUCGUGUAACAUUUACAGUGCUUGUAGGUACUAACAGCUGAGGAUCAGGUUGUCAGUACUAGGUCCAGCUUUCCCCCAACAAACACUUUGUGCAGCAAAGGGAGGGAAGAAAGGAAAACAAUAUAAUUUGUUGAUAAUUGUUAUGUGAGCCAGAGAACACACAAAAGCUGGGUAUGACUUGUAUUUAUAAAGUGAUGGUGAAAAGAGGUCAGUAGUAGGGUUCUGGCCACUCAGACUUUGUGUUAUUUACAUUGAAAGUUGAAUUUUAUUCACUAAUGUUGUGCUCUAGGUGCUAAAAAACAUUCAAGAAAAUGUGAAAAAUUGCUGUAAAUACUGUAAAAUGAACAGGGCUUGAACUUUAUUAUGUGUAGGAGUGAGUGUAAUCUUUUAGUCUGAUGAUGAAUGUACUUGAUCUCUUGGUGAUGAAAUCAUACCACUUCUGGGGAAGAAAACCCAAGCCACAGAAAUGGAUUUGAAUUUUCAAACAGUUGUCAGCUGAGUUUAUGUUGGCAGCUUGACCUCAUUGGUAGAGGGUAAUUUGCUGGGAACAUACUGGGGCUGUACAUUCCCUGUAGGUCUAGUGUUUCAGUUGGUUUUUGAAGCAGUGUGUGAUGAAGUGAAACCCCAUAGUAGUGCUGUUACUUCUUUUCACCUAAGAAAGAUGGCUGUUUCUCUUCAGCCAUGUUUUCAGUGUGUCCAGGAAUGUAUAGGAAGUGUUAUUUGGAAGGGUUUGCCUGGGAAAUAAUGAUCGAUUUUGCUAGAAGUACUGUCCCUUUUAACAGUCAUGUUUUGCUUUGCAGCUUUUUUUGGUUUGUGUUGCAUAGAAGUUUUGUCAGGAGUUACUCCAGCUAAUGGAGAAAGAACUGGUUUGUUUAUCAGCAGUAAAAUUAACAGUGUAUAAAUAGCUGUAUGACUUGCCUGACAGAGUGCUAUGAACAUACUAGGUCAACAGUGUUUGGGCACCUCCUAGUCACAGACUACCUUAUGUGACCUCCCAUGUUUCUUCACUGUACAAAAAAGGGUGACUGGGGGGAAAGGCCUAGAAAAUUGCUAUUACUAGCACUCUUCCCUUUCCCCUUUGUUUGGUUCAUUUUGGUGAAAAGGGGUGGCUGAUGGACCUACAUGGAGUUCUAGUAGCUGUGCAGCAGGUUUCAAGUGGAAGUACUUUGAGGUACACUACAGUAAACAGACUUCACCUGGUUACGUCUUCUAUCUCUAUCUGGUUUACUUAAUAAAGUUUUUUACUACA
Molecule: messenger RNA, 5305 nt
Organism: Oenanthe melanoleuca
Lineage: Eukaryota; Metazoa; Chordata; Aves; Passeriformes; Muscicapidae
Gene: HNRNPA2B1
Product: heterogeneous nuclear ribonucleoprotein A2/B1
Exons: 11
Coding region: 323-1354 (343 amino acids)
Molecular function (GO): RNA binding
Source: RefSeq, a predicted model, not a curated record